AUGGAACCGGGAAGUUUUCGGCUGCGUCUUGCACUGCUCGGGGCCUCCCUCAUGGCCGUGCUGGGACGUCUGGAUCCAGCAGCCCACAGAGGCCUGAAUGUGGGCGUGGAGGAGACCUGGCCGGAGGAGUCCAGAAGCUAUGACGUCACAAGAAGAGAAGGGCUUCCUGGCCACGAUGGGCCGCUGGCCUCCUGCGGGAAGAAGUUUUGCAGCCGCGGCAGCCGAUGUGUGCUCAAUGGGGCCAGCAGAGAGCCUGAAUGCCGCUGCCUGGAGGUGUGCAGGCCCAGCUACGUGCCCGUGUGUGGCUCCGACGGCAGGUUUUACGAGAACCACUGUGAGCUCCACCGCGCAGCCUGCCUGCUGGGGAAGAGGCUGUCCGUCACCCACAGCAAGAACUGCUUCCUCCAAGGGGACACGUGUACCGUGGCCGGCUACGCCCAUCUGAAGAACGUGCUUGUAGCGCUCCAUACCCAACGGCAGCCACUGCAGGAGAACGGCAGCCGCGACCCUGCCUCCCAGCAGCGCCUCCUGGUGGAGUCUCUGUUUCAGGACCUGGACAGAGACAGCAACGGCCACCUCAGCGGCUCUGAACUGGCCCAGCAUGUGCUAAAGGACCAGGACCUAGAUGGGGACCUGCUGGGCUGCUCACCUGGUGACCUCCUCCGAUUUGACGACUUCAACGGCGACGGCUCACUGACCCUGCAGGAGUUCCUCACGGCCUUCCAGGUGCUGCGGCUCAGCCUCGCCCCCGAGGACCGGGUCAGUGUGACCACUGUGACCGUGGGGCUGAGCACGGUGCUCACCUGCGCCAUCCGAGGAGACUUGAGGCCACCGAUCAUCUGGAAGCGCAAUGGGCUCACCUUGAACUUCCUGGAUUUGGAAGACAUCAACGACUUCGGCGAGGACAACUCCCUGUACAUCACCAAGGUGACCACCAUCCACAUGGGCAAUUACACCUGCCACGCUGCCGGCCACGAGGAGCUGUUCCAGACCCACGUCCUGCAGGUGAAUGUGCCGCCGGUCAUCCGAGUCUAUCCCGAGACCCAAGCCCAGGAGCCCGGGGUGGCCGCCAGCCUGCGAUGCCACGCAGAGGGCAUCCCCACGCCCAGAAUCACUUGGCUGAAGAACGGCAUGGAUGUCUCGGCCCAGCUGUCCAAACAGCUCUCGCUUUUAGCCAAUGGGAGCGAACUCCACAUUGGCAGUGUUCGGUAUGAGGACACGGGGGCGUACACCUGCAUUGCCAAGAACGAGGUGGGCGUGGACGAAGACAUCUCCUCACUCUUCAUCGAAGACUCGGCCAGAAAGACCCUGGCCAACAUUCUGUGGCGAGAGGAAGGCCUCAGCGUGGGAAACAUGUUCUACGUCUUCUCCGAUGACGGCAUCGUGGUGGUCCACCCUGUGGACUGCGAGGUCCAGCGGCACCUCAAACCCACCGAGAAGAUCUUCAUGGACUUCGAAGAAAUCUGUCCCCAAGCGGCAGGAGAGGGCACAGCCCCGUGCCAGUGGGCGUCGGCAGUGAACGUCCGGAACCGCUACAUCUACGCGGCGCAGCCAGCGCUGGGCAGAGUCCUCGUGCUGGACGUCCAUGCCCAGAAAGUGCUGCAGUCCAUAGGUGUGGACCCUCUGCCGACGAAGCUGGUGUAUGACAAGUCACAUGACCAGGUGUGGGUGCUGAGCCGGGGAGACACACACAAGUCCCAGCCGAGCCUCCAGGUGAUCACAGAAGCCAGCGCCGGCCAGGGCCAGCACCUCAUCCGCACCCCCUUCGCGGGAGUGGAGGACUUCUUCAUUCCCCCCACCAACCUCAUCAUCAACCAUGUCAGGUUCGGCUUCGUCUUCAACAGGUCUGACCCCACCGUGCACAAGGUGGACCUGGAGACGCUGGCGCCCCUGGGCACCAUCAGCCUGCGGCGCCACGGCUGUGCGCCCCGCGCCAUGGCGCACACCCACCUGGGCGGCUACUACUUCGUCCAGUGCAGCCAGGACGGCCCUGCGGCCGCGCAGCUGCUCAUCGACAGCGUCACGGACUCCGUGGUCGGCCCCAACGGCGCCGUCACAGGCGCCCCGCACGUGUCCCCCGACGGGCGCUUCGUGGUCAGCGCCGCGGCCGACAGCGCCCGGCUACACGUGCAGGAGGUCACGGUGCGCGGGGAGAUCCAGACGCUGCACGAGCUGCCCGUGGGCCCGGGCGUGGCCGACGUGGCCUUCCAGCGCUCCGCCACGCAUGGCGGCCAGUACGACGUCUACGCCGCGCUGGCCACGCGGCCGCACCUGCUGUUCCUGCAGCUGGCCACGGGCAGGCGGGCCCUGCUCAAGAACUUGAGGGAGCCGCCCGCAGGGCCGGGCCGAGUGGUGCGGGACAGCGGGCUGUUCGGCCAGUACCUGCUCACGCCGGCCCGGGAGUCACUGUUCCUGGUCAACGCGAGGCAGCGCUCGCUGCGGUGCGAGGUGCCGGGCGUGAGGGGCGGGAGCACGGUGGUGUGGGUGGGCGAGGUGUGA
This is a messenger RNA of Lepus europaeus (European hare), 2499 nucleotides long. It is a transcript of the gene FSTL4, whose product is annotated as follistatin like 4. Gene Ontology annotation, biological process: multicellular organism development; cell differentiation; regulation of BMP signaling pathway. Gene Ontology annotation, molecular function: protein binding; calcium ion binding. The transcript is spliced from 15 exons. Lineage: Eukaryota; Metazoa; Chordata; Mammalia; Lagomorpha; Leporidae. The record is from RefSeq and is a predicted model, not a curated record. Bases 1 to 2499 code for a protein of 832 amino acids.